Molecule: messenger RNA, 946 nt
Organism: Antechinus flavipes (yellow-footed antechinus)
Lineage: Eukaryota; Metazoa; Chordata; Mammalia; Dasyuromorphia; Dasyuridae
Gene: MGST1
Product: microsomal glutathione S-transferase 1
Exons: 4
Coding region: 127-594 (155 amino acids)
Cellular component (GO): membrane; mitochondrion
Molecular function (GO): glutathione transferase activity
Source: RefSeq, a predicted model, not a curated record
UUCAGACUACUCUGAAUAAGGGGAGGAGUUGACCAACUGCCAAAGUAUUGUGAAACUCUGAAGGCAGCCGCAGAAAGUUGGUGAAACUUGCUGGAGAAAGGACUUCAGUAAAGCUCAAGUAACAAAAUGGCUGAAUUUCCCCAGCUGAGUGACAACCAGACUUUCUUGGCUUUUAUCUCCUAUUCAACCAUUGUCAUUUCAAAAAUGAUGCUAAUGAGUAUUAUAACAUCAUUCUUCAGAAUAACAAGAAAGGCUUAUGCCAAUCCAGAAGAUGCCCUAGCCUCAGGUAAAGGGGAGAAUGCUAAGAAGUUUCUUCGGACAGAUGAUAGAGUUGAACGUGUACGCAGAGCACACCUGAAUGAUCUUGAAAAUAUCAUCCCAUUCUUUUGUAUUGGUCUACUAUAUUCCCUGAGUAAUCCAGACUUUUCCACAGCUGUAUGGCACUUCAGACUCUUUGUUGCAGCUAGAAUCUUCCACUCAAUUGCUUAUUUGACACCUCUUCCACAGCCAAAUCGUGGAUUGAGUUGGAUGAUUGGAUAUGGAGUUACUUUUUCAAUGGCAUACAGAUUGUUGAAGAACAAAUUAUACUUGUAACAGACAACAUCAUUUUUUUUUUUUUAUCAUGUUAGCCUUUUGCUAAGAAAUUUGUUUCUCCUUGAUCUUAAAUGAAUCAUUUUUCCUUUGGGGUUAAAGGAAAUGGUGGAGGAGAGAAUUAGUUUUUAUGCCACCAUUAAUGGAAUCUUUGAUUUCAAAUUAGCAUUUUUAUUGGAGAUUCUCCAUAAUGGCCUUCAUUUUUUACUCUUUUGUUUUAUUAUUAGAGUAAUGAGUUUAAAAUCUUGCAUAUUAUGCAACUUUUAACUUUUCAAACUUUUACACACAAUGAUUUUGAUUUGAGUUACAUAGAUAUUAAAACUAAUGUAUGACAAUAAAGAACUAAAACACUGGA